Angiostrongylus costaricensis is the source of this 759-nucleotide messenger RNA. NCBI's taxonomy places the organism in Eukaryota, Metazoa, Nematoda, Chromadorea, Rhabditida, Metastrongylidae. The record is from the annotation of a GenBank genome assembly.
AUGCUGUCCAAGAUGAAGGCGAAGCUCGAGGAUGAUUGGACUUCCUAUGGAAUUCGAAUAGGUGCACAGGGAGAGGAAAUCACACCUCUCCACCUCGUGACAGUUACAGAAAAGAGGGUGCCACUCAGUGUCAAGGCAAUCAGCUCGAAUUCUACUAUGACGGAGCUCGGAAUUCUGGCUAAAUGCUUGAUGGUCUGUCGUGUGUCCUUGGCACCCCAAGCUCAAUCUGGAUGCAAGACAGAACUCACAAGGAGAAUGCUCCAAAUUUUCUCGGUUGACCCGUAUUAUGUCGACAACGUUUCUGGAGUAACAGGUCUACAACAUUGGAUUUCAGUUCAAUCCUUUUGCUGCAUCGUUGCUGCGUUGGACAUGUUUUUGAGAAAAUUCCCAAGACAUGAGUUGGAGAGACUGAGAGCUUGUACCCUCGGUUCCCAGUAUAAAGAUUGUGUAAUGAUAGGAUCUAUCAAUCAUGUCGCCCGUACAUUGAGCACCACUCCUGGAGGAGUCUUCAAGUACAUUUUCAACAGGGAGGCGGCAGAGGAGGCAGAAAGAAUUUACUCUGGAGGAGAAGGAGUUGAAAAAUCAAAGAAUGAUUCAUACUUCCAAUACAUGAGAGAUUUUAGCCUUGUCGCAAAAACAGCAUACUCCGCAAGUGCCUAUCCAAACUUUUAUAACUGGAUAGUUUCUAUACCAAAGCAAAGACUCUGCCCCUGGCGAAUCGUCGCAAUACAGAAACGACCCUCCUCGCAAGGUGUGUGA